Cydia amplana is the source of this 533-nucleotide messenger RNA. RefSeq names its product glutamic acid-rich protein-like. The coding region runs from base 33 to 533 and encodes 166 amino acids. The record is from RefSeq and is a predicted model, not a curated record. NCBI's taxonomy places the organism in Eukaryota, Metazoa, Arthropoda, Insecta, Lepidoptera, Tortricidae. The transcript has 3 exons.
AGGCCUACCGCCUCGCUCGAUCCCCUGACAAGAUGGAGGCAGAGUUCCCCGACUACUCUGCCGAGCGAAGCCAGGAGCUGCAAGACCGAGCUGAUGAUGAGUCAGACUACUGGAAUAGGGAGGGCGUCAAGUAUGGGAGCAGAGGGGAGGACGAUUAUGAGAAGGGGGAGGAACGCAGAGAAAAGAACGAAGAGAAAAACGAAGACAGAUAUGAAAACGAAAAGGGAUAUCAGGAGAAACAACAAGAAACUAACGCUGACAACACCGAAGACCGUUACAACGACGACAAGGACGACACUGAGGCAGCUCAACAAGCCGGCGAGGACCAUUACGGCCGGCAAGAGCAGGACAACAACGGGGAAUACUACGAGAGCGAGGGAGAGAAACGCGGGAGCACCGCCGGCAGUGACACGGAUGACAACGCGCAGCGGUACGAGGAGAAAGGGACGGAAGAUAUGGACAAACAGGGAGAUAGGGUGGACAAUUAUGAUGUGGAAGGGGAUAGUCCGUCGUUCAGUUAUGACAAUAAUUAA